AUGACAGGCACCUGGGACUUGUCCCGAUUCAGCUUUACAUUUUCCUCUUCAAGCGAAGGGCGCCUCUGCCUCGCGACGCGCCCCCCGCAAGCGCCUCCCUCACCACCUGUACCUGACGGGCCCCGUCCUGAGGUCGAGCACGAGUGUGAGGGUGGCCGCGUGGGUGACUCCCUCAUCCGCCAGCGAGAGGAAGUUCCUGAGCUCGCGCCCCUGGAACAGGAGCUGCUGGUGCCAGGGGGCCACGCCGGACAUCUCGAACAACCUCACCUUCAGAUCAGCCACCUGCAGCCACGAGUGAACGAGCAACACCGGGACUCUUCUCGCCGCCUCGUUCCGGACUCCCUGCCGCCGCCCCCAUCUGCCGCCGCCGCCAAAGCACCAACUGCACGUGCGAAGGACAGCCCCAGUCAGUCCGAGGCGCCAGAGGUCGACUUAGCGGAAGGGAACGGUGAUGGAGGAACGUAA
Molecule: messenger RNA, 465 nt
Organism: Penaeus indicus
Lineage: Eukaryota; Metazoa; Arthropoda; Malacostraca; Decapoda; Penaeidae
Exons: 3
Coding region: 1-465 (154 amino acids)
Source: RefSeq, a predicted model, not a curated record